Messenger RNA from Pseudophryne corroboree (corroboree frog), 2741 nucleotides. It is a transcript of the gene GTF3C5, whose product is annotated as general transcription factor IIIC subunit 5. The transcript has 11 exons. NCBI's taxonomy places the organism in Eukaryota, Metazoa, Chordata, Amphibia, Anura, Myobatrachidae. Gene Ontology annotation, cellular component: transcription factor TFIIIC complex. Gene Ontology annotation, biological process: transcription initiation at RNA polymerase III promoter. The record is from RefSeq and is a predicted model, not a curated record. Bases 89 to 1618 code for a protein of 509 amino acids. Gene Ontology annotation, molecular function: RNA polymerase III type 2 promoter sequence-specific DNA binding; RNA polymerase III type 1 promoter sequence-specific DNA binding.
GUAGGAACGUUUCUGCUCCGGAACCUUAGGCGUGGGGAUACCCGGCUGUGAAUUGCUGACGGAUCCGGUGUGUGAGGCUGGGGAGGCCAUGGAGGGCUCUGGUACCGUCACCCUGCCCCGCAGCCAGAAGCUGAUGGUGUGCGUGGAGUACCCGGGGCUGGUGCAGAAUGUGGACAAGAUGCUGCUGACUCUUGGCGGAGAGGAAGCGGUGUCCCGGGUGUAUGCUGACCCUUCAAAGAGGCUGGAGCUGUAUUUCAGGCCUAAGGACCCUUACUGCCACCCGCUCUGUGCCAACCGCUUCCCCACCACAACCAUGAUCCUUCGGGUAAAAAAGAAAACUCGGAAGAAAAGCCCUAUUGAAGCAGAAAUGGGAAACCAGGAUCCAGAGGGAACAGUCAGCAUGGAAAUCAUUGGAGUUGUGGGCACAGUGUAUAAAUUCCAAGGCAUGGCUGAUUUCCAGUACUUGGCUUUUACCUGUGGCACUGACGGCUCGCGGACAUCCCUGUAUGACAAAAUUUUACUGAAAAAGCCAGAGAAAGAAGACUUUUUCCACCAGGACAUCACCCUUCAUAUUCCGCCACCUAUUUUCUCUCGAUUAGACACCCAAGUGGAUUAUUAUUACCGCCCCAACAUCAAUCACAGGGAUGGUUACCAGCCACCGCAUCUGUCCAGCGAUAACUUGAUUGGCUUGAGCAGGGCGCGCAGGCCUCACAACGCAAUCUUUGUUGUCUUUGAAGAUGAAGUAGUGCCCACUGAGCCGCACCCAGCCGCUGCCAAGAACUGGAGGAAAAUCUGCACUAAUACUCUGGACAAGAAGAUAGAGCAGGAAAUGAGGCGGCUCUUCAACAUCCGUCCCAUUUGGUCCCGAAGUGCAAUAAAAGCCAAUGUCAGUCUCCACCCGGACAAGCUCAAGUUGCUGUUACCUUAUGUAGCUUAUUACAUGUUGACGGGACCAUGGAGGAGCCUAUGGGUGCGGUUUGGCUAUGACCCAAGGAAAAACCCGGAAGCUAAAAUCUACCAACUACUUGAUUUCCGGAUACGUUGUGGGAUGAAAUAUGGGUAUACACCAAACGAGAUGCCCGUUAAAGCCAAGCGCAGCACCUACAACUACAGUCUUCCCAUCACUCUGCAGAAGCCAACCCCCCAGGCAGUCAGCAUGCAGGACCUGACUCAUGGACUGGGAGCUUCAAGCUCCAAAGAGAGUAAAAAGCCACCAUCUAACAAGUACAAACUGAAGGAUUCAGUCUACAUUUUCCGUGAAGGGAAUUUGCCUCCGUACCGUCAGAUGUUUUACCAGCUGUGUGAUUUAAAUGUGGACAGUUUGCAGGAAGUCAUUAAGCGGAAUGAUGGUGCAGAAACAGAAUGCACUGAACGGGAUGGCUGGUGUCUUCCAAAGACCAGCGACCAACUCAGAGACUCCAUGUCCCUCAUGAUCAAGCAGAUCAUCCGUUCCAAGAGGCCAGCCCUGUUCUCCGGCCCCUCCACCUCUGCUGACAGCAAGGAGCAGCUCACAUAUGAGUCUGGGGAUGAGGAGGAAGAUGAAGAGGAGGAGGAAGAAUUUCACCCUUCUGAAGGCAGCGAGAAUGAGAUGGAGACAGAGUUGCUGGACUAUGUUUGAGAUAACAUGCUGCGCACUGAUCCUCUUGGUGUCUCUCUUAGGGGUGCAUUCUCACCAUGUACUCAGCUGGGAUCCCUGACCUCCGUACGUGUGUCAGACUGUGAGAGUGACCUUUACUGGCAUACUUACAAUAGAGUCACGUUCUAUGCUGAUAACUGUUAUUAGUGUUCACUCUAGGAUUUUUUUAGGGCAGGGUGCUGAGCAUUGAAGAGGGCACAUUUUUAUUUUGAAGGGCACAUUUUUGAUGUGACGCUUUGCGCACAAGCAUAGCGCAUAUGUUUAUAGUUUUUGUACAUACAUUUUGCCCUUAGUAAAUCAUAUACCCAUGCAUACAUAUAAGACACCUAACAUCUGUACUGAGAAACAUACUGUAUAUGUCCAGUCUUCUUGAAAGAUCGGCUGUAGCAUAUACAUAAGUAGAUAAUUAUAAAUGUCUGUUCCAGUGCUGAAGUAGUUAAAAUCCAUAUGUGUUAUAAAACAGAAAAGUUAAACAAUGGGUUGAAAUAUAUAGGGGGAAAAAAUAAGUCUGUUCUACUAGGGACAUAGUGUAAGUAGUACAUGCUCACUGCUUACCCUGUUCUUUCCCUCUUUAUCAGAGUGCUGUGUUAUUUACAGUGCCUCCGCUGCCAUCCAGUUGGCUAAGGAUAGAAAUUGUGUUCCAAUUUCAGAGGUGGGCAUGGAGUAGACUACAACAUUAUAACAUGCACUCUGACUGUUGCAUUCUGUAUACAAGGGGGCGAGUUAUGGUCCUGCAGGGUGCACUAAAAAAGGGCAGGGUGCUUUUUCACAUUUCAAAAAUGGGCAGGGUGCAGCACCCUGCUGAAACAGCCUAGAAGGAACACUAGUUAUACGGACAAUUAACCAUGUAGCUGAAGAGGACAAGACUAAUGUCUAUAGUAACCUAUUACAUAGUAGCCCAAAUGAACUGUAACUGUCAGGUACGUAUUUGCCUUUAUCUGUCUAGAGCAGGUUACGCUAAUGAAAACGAGAAAGUUACAGUUGGUCCUUUAUAAUAUAUCUAAAUCCUAUAUGUGCUGACUAGGUUUAUAUUUCUCUUACGUCCUAGAGGAUGCUGGGGUCCACAUUAGUACCAUGGGUAUAGACGGGUCCACUAGGAGCCAUG